Messenger RNA from Triplophysa rosa, 1048 nucleotides. Its product is annotated as probable N-acetyltransferase 14. Gene Ontology annotation, molecular function: N-acetyltransferase activity. Bases 1 to 525 code for a protein of 174 amino acids. The record is from RefSeq and is a predicted model, not a curated record. The transcript has a single exon. NCBI's taxonomy places the organism in Eukaryota, Metazoa, Chordata, Actinopteri, Cypriniformes, Nemacheilidae.
AUGAUCCUUUACUCAUUCCCUCUUUUCNCUCACUCAGGAAGAGCCAAACAAACCCCCAACCAAGAGAAAACCAGGCGGCGCAAAAAAGCCAAAGAGAAAGAGAAGAUCACUGAGAGAGAGCAGGUGGAUGAGGAUGAUCUGAAGGAGAGAGCGAGGGUUGCUGGAGAGAUCUGGGUGGCAGAGUCUGAUGGAGAGAUUAUGGGGUGUGUGGCAAGAGACGGUUGGAGUCGGGAUGGGGUAUGUCGGAUCUGCAGGUUGGUGGUCCAAUGCUGGUACCGUAGAGAGGGACUGGGCAGAUUGCUGGUUCAGGGGCUGGAAUCUAAAGUAAAGCAGAGUGGCAUAUAUCGGGUCUAUGCCCACGUGCCCUUUCCUUCCAAAGUGGGUGAGGCUUUCUUUAGGAGGCUGGGUUAUCGUCUGCAGGGUGAGACUUCGGGGAUUGAGGGAGAGGAGGAAGAUGAUUAUGAAGAGCCAGAGAAGGGUUGGAUGGGCUUUCCUUUAACCAAAGUGUUUGUUAAGGAUCUGUAAGGAUCUGUCAUUAAAACAAAAUUUAAGUCUUGAUUUUAGCUACUGAAGAUUCUUCACAUUCAUAAUUGCACCAGUUGGUAUUUUGUAUGUUCAUAUCUCUUUUCCUGUGAAUUUUAGACCAUGGUUAAAAAAGUCAGUUAACGUUCUGACUUUGCCACAAUAGGUGAAAUCAUAAUGUAUAUAUUUAUAAGUAUAUUGUUCUGCAAGAAUAUUUUAAGAUGUUGAAUGUUGCAGAUUUCAUCUCUGGGUUUAACAAGAUGUUAGCUGAGCCGUGACAGAAAGUGACUGAAAAAAUAAGCAGUUGACUGACUUUUUUGGCUAUUAUUCUAAUUGCUUUUAAAGAAACUGUAUGUUUUUUAAGAAAACGGGAUGAAGAGAGUGAAUGAUUUUCUUUCAUUCUUGUGUGUUUACCUUAUUUAUUUAUCUUAUUUAUUGUGUGGUAUUUAAAAAUGAGUGAUAUAUUUUGUAUGUUUCCCUUGACUAUUGAGGAAUAAGCUUUUUAAGGUAAAAAUAAAAGUAUUGC